Messenger RNA from Leptonychotes weddellii (Weddell seal), 1777 nucleotides. It is a transcript of the gene FAM110A, whose product is annotated as family with sequence similarity 110 member A. Lineage: Eukaryota; Metazoa; Chordata; Mammalia; Carnivora; Phocidae. The record is from RefSeq and is a predicted model, not a curated record.
GGGCGCAGAGCGACGAGCUCACUUCCCCUUCCUCUGCGCCUCUGGGACCUCCGCUCUGGUGGGGGCCUUGGGACAGUCAGGUGCCCCCGUCCAUCUCGGGUGCGCACAGCAGCUCCGAAGAGGCCCCUGCGGGUCCGCAGCAGUUCCGAAACGCGUUGGGCGUGGCCAUUCCCAGCCCGGGUCCGAGCUGUCAGCCUCUCCAAGGCCCGCACGGGAGGAGCCAGGACUCGCCUAGCGCGGGCUCCAGCCGUUGCCAGCAUCCAGCUGCCAACUUUCUGCCUGGAUCUGUCUCCUCAUUUCUCCGGUCUCCUCAGACCGAAGCCCUUGGGGUAUGUAACAGCCAUGCCUGUGGACACACUGACUCCAGGAGCCCGGGACACCUCUGCCCUACCUUUCCGCCUGCGGACCAAAGUCCCCGGCUACCUGCUACGGAGGCCAGCAGAUGGUGGAGCCCGGAAACCUAGUGCUGUGGAGCGCCUGGAGGCCGACAAGGCCAAGUACGUCAAGAGCCUGCAUGUGGCCAACACCCGCCAGGAACCUGUGCAGCCCCUGCUGUCCAAACAGCCACUCUUCAGCCCUGGGACUCGCCGCACAGUGCUCACACCUAGCCGCCGAGUCCUGCCCGGCCCUGGCCGCCGGCCCCAGCUGGACCUGGACAUCCUUAGCAGCCUCAUAGACUUGUGUGAUAGUCCCGCGUCCCCUGCCGAGGCCAGCCGUACCCCUGGACGGACAGAAGGAGCCCACCAGGCGCCCCCAGCCACCCCUCCACGCCCGCCACCAAGCACGGCUGCCGUCCGCCGAGUGGAUGUCCGUCCCCUGCCCGCCUCACCUGCCGGGCCCUGCCCCUCGCCAGGCACUGCCACCGCCUCCGGCCCAGCCCGGCCCCCAGGUUUGCAGCGCUCCAAGUCGGAUUUGAGUGAGCGCUUCUCCAGAGCAGCAGCUGACCUGGAGCGAUUUUUUAACUUCUGCGGCCUGGACCCGGAGGAGGCCCGGGGGUUGGGUGUGGCCCACCUGGCGCGGGCCAGCUCAGACAUCGUCUCCCUGGCCGGGCCCAGUGGCGGGCCCGGCAGCUCCGAGGGGGACGGCUCGCGCCGCAGCUCUGCCCCCGUGGAGGAGCGGGCCCGGGAGCGCGGGCCCUAUGGUGUGUCCGCGGUGGAGCGCAACGCCCGCGUCAUCAAGUGGCUGUAUGGGUUGCGCCAGGCGCGGGAUGGCCCGGCAGCCGAGGGCUAGGCCUCCACUGGGCUCGGCAUUUGCCACGGGACAGAUCUGAGAGAGGCAGCUGGCCCCUGACCGCUUCCGCAUCCAUUCCCGGGCUUGGGCAGACCGGAGGCUGCUGCCUUGUGUGAACUUGGUAUGGAGGCAGAGGCUCAGAGGCUGGACCAGCAGCCGUCUGGCAAGAACUGACCCUGGAGAGAGUUGCCUUUUGACCUUGGGCCACCCACUACCCCUCACGUGUAGGGGUUUUGACAUGAGUCCUGCCUGGUUCUCCUCGUGGGUUUGGAUUUGGGGCACUUAGCCUUCUCCGCUGAGAGUGAGGGGCCAGAGGAUCUUACUAGGCUUACCUAGUGGUUCUCUUUCCUUCUUCCUUGGCCUCUAACCUUUGCUGACUUCCUCUUCCUUUCCCAGUGGGUCCUGGUUCCCUGGGAACUUGCUCUGGGUGGAGGCAGGGCCUUGGCAGCCUGGCCUAGGUGGGUAGACUACAGGAGGGACUGGUGGGAGUCUGUACUGCUCUGACUUCCCUCCCUUUGGUUAAUAAACACAAAUGUUUGUUUUUCAA